UUUUAAGAAAAUAGAAAAAAUUAUCCAAACCAAACCAGAGAGUGAGAGAGCUGCAGAGAAGAAAAUGGCGAGCCUAUCACCUUCUUCAUCUCCGCGACUCCCAAACCCAUUCCCACUCUCAUCACCACCCAAAACCCACAACCCCAAACCCCUCCUUUCCUUCCCCACCCGAGCCACCGACCCGGAAACACCCCCAUCCGACCCGGCCCCAGAACCCGGCUCCGACUUCGACGACCGUCUCAGCCAGGUCCGGCUCCGCUACCGCAGCGGCACCGGCAAGAAAGCCGAGGCCCGGAAGACCAAGAAGUCCAAGUCCUCCGGGUCCGGGUCGUCCGGGUCCAACGUCUUCCUCCCGCCGGUGCCGCUCAAGGAACCCGUGUCGGGCGGGUUGAAGGUGGACUUCGGGUUCAGCCCGUAUAGCGAGCGGGUCAACGGGCGGGUCGCGCUUCUGGGUUUGGCGGCGUUGCUGCUGGUGGAGCUGGCGACGGGGAAGAGCGUGCUGAAAUUUCAUACGCCGCCGGUGGUGCUCAUUCAGGUUUACUUUGUGGCGGCGGCGACGGCGGUUUAUAUUAAGUAUGAGAAAGAGAAGGUCAGUGUUUGGCCUCAGUCUCCACCACUCAAAGAAUGAAUGAAUAUAUAUGUGAUUGAUUUGUUGUGUAUUGAUAACUAGUUGUGUAAGUUUGCUUCAUAUUCAUGAAAGAUCAAAGUGAAAAUUUGACAGAAAAUGUUCACAUAGUACAAGCAUGGAUUCUAUUGCUACUACAAAACCUGCAUUGAUCAUAUAUAUAUGGAAACGCUUGGCGUGAUUUUUGUUUUCGAA
Messenger RNA from Rosa rugosa (rugosa rose), 820 nucleotides. RefSeq lists its product as uncharacterized. The coding region runs from base 65 to 628 and encodes 187 amino acids. The record is from RefSeq and is a predicted model, not a curated record. NCBI's taxonomy places the organism in Eukaryota, Viridiplantae, Streptophyta, Magnoliopsida, Rosales, Rosaceae. The transcript has a single exon.